This is a messenger RNA of Andrographis paniculata, 3747 nucleotides long. RefSeq names its product kinesin-like protein KIN-14I. Lineage: Eukaryota; Viridiplantae; Streptophyta; Magnoliopsida; Lamiales; Acanthaceae. The record is from RefSeq and is a predicted model, not a curated record. Gene Ontology annotation, molecular function: microtubule motor activity; ATP binding; microtubule binding. The transcript is spliced from 19 exons. Gene Ontology annotation, biological process: microtubule-based movement. Bases 403 to 3384 code for a protein of 993 amino acids.
GGAUCGAUCGAAGCCAUUGAAGAGCUCAAACAAACAGUGUGAAGAUCAAAGAAAAAGAAAUGAUUGAUCAAUCAAUAUCAUUUGUUUAUUGAUUGGAUGGUUAUUUCUCUCCUUGUAUCUUCGCAAACAUUUUUUUUUUUUUUUGUUGUGUCUUUUUGUUCUUCUAUAUAUGCCUGGUUGUUUGCUUGCGUAAAGACCGAGCAUUCGCGCAUAUUGAGCAGUUUUUUGGUUUCGAUUUUUCUUGUGUUUGCGCCUAUACAUAUAUGGGAGGAUCGUCGAUGCAUGUACUGGAGAGCAUGCAUUUUGAUUCUUGAAUGUCGUUGACGGAUUUUGAUUUUGGGGAGAAUCGCGUUUUCCGGUCGAGGAUUUCUCCGCAGUCUGUGUGUUUUGCACGCGGCAACAAUGGCGGAGGGUGCGGUGCAGUUGAAUGUUGCGUCGGCGGUCGAGGAUGCGCUUCGACAGAACGGCAACCGUCUCAGCGACAUUGAUUUGGCUUCGAGAAAAGCGGAGGAAACUUCAUUUAGAAGAUAUGAAGCCGCUGGAUGGCUGCGAAAGAUGUUAGGAGAGGUUGUAGAGAAAGAUUUGCCUCCUCAGCCUUCAGAAGAAGAAUUCAGACUUAGUUUGAGAAGUGGAAUUAUACUCUGCAAUGUGCUGAACAAGGUUCAGCCUGGAGCUGUCCAAAAAGUAGUCGAGGCACCAUCCGAUACCGUUAUCAUCCCUGAUGGAGCUGCACUUUCUGCAUUCCAAUACUUUGAAAAUGUGAGAAACUUUCUCGAUUCAGCAGAGCGCAUGGGAAUUCCAGCUUUCGAAACCUCUGAUCUAGAACAGGGUGGGAAGACAUUCAGAAUCGUCAACUGCGUAUUGGCGCUGAAAUCGUUCCACGAAUGGAAACAAGGAGGCGGAAAAGGAGUUAAGAAAUUUGUUAGAAAUGUAAAGCUCCUAGCAGCAGGGAAGCAGUUUGUUCGAAAGAAUUCUGAUCUGUUCACCAGUUCAUUUUCAAGAAACUCACCCACCUGUGAGAAGUUUCUUGAUUGUUUCUUCAAUGAGAGGAACUCGGGCAAUCUUGGACUGGACCUCACUGAAAUGGCUUCCUCUAAUGCCCUGCACACAUUUGUUUGUGAUCUACUUUCUGAUAAGAAGCCUGAAGACAUUCCUUCGAUUGUGGAGAAUUUGUUGAGUAGAGUUAUGGAAGAAUAUGAACGUCGCAUGGCAAGCCAAAGUGAACAGGCUAGAACAGAUCCAGGGGACUCAGAUAUUCCAAGUUCUAACAAGUGCACGGAGUUGGAGAACCCGAAGGUAAUUGAAGACGAGUGUUUGGCUGAGAAGGAUGAUGAAUCGAAAGAAGAUGUUCCAAAGCACCAAGAUGAUGCAAAGCAGCAACGAGGAAGCUUGCAGGCCAUAAGAAGCAUACAGGAACUCAAAAGUACACUCCACUCUACAAAAAAUGACAUUGAAAUGCUCAGCAUGAAAUAUCAAGCAGAAGUAAACAAUCUGGGAAAGCAACUUUACAGCCUGGCUCAUGCAGCUUCUGGAUACCAAAAAGUUCUUGAGGAGAACCGCAAAUUAUACAAUCAAGUGCAAGAUCUCAGAGGAAAUAUAAGAGUGUAUUGCCGGAUACGCCCUUUUUUGCCGGAGAACCCCCCCGGUUCAAGCUGUGUGGAAGCAACCGACGAACAAACACUUACAGUACUCACCUCUUCAAAAUAUGUGAAGGGGAAGAAAUCGUUUACUUUCAACAGGGUGUUUGGUCCAUCUUCAAGCCAAGAAGAAGUAUUUGGAGACACUCAACCACUGAUACGUUCUGUCCUGGACGGGUAUAAUGUUUGCAUAUUUGCCUAUGGACAAACUGGAUCAGGAAAGACUUACACAAUGACAGGGCCAAAAGAACUUACACAAGAAAGCUUGGGGGUGAAUUACAGAGCACUGAAUGAUUUGUUUUGCAUAUCAGAACAGAGAAAGAACACCAUUUCUUAUGAUGUCUAUGUUCAGAUGAUCGAAAUCUACAACGAACAAGUUAGAGAUCUCCUUGUGACUGAUGGUCUUCACAAAAAGCUAGAAAUCCGAAACAACACUUCUAACGGCAUCAACGUACCAGAUGCUAAUCUAUUACCUGUUACAUCUCCAUCUGAUGUCAUCAACUUGAUGAACCUUGGGCACAAAAAUCGUGCAGUUGGUUCUACAGCUAUGAAUGAUCGAAGCAGUCGAUCUCAUAGCUGCCUAACAGUCCAUGUUCAAGGAAGAAAUUUGACGUCCGGUUCAACCCUACGUGGUUGCAUGCAUCUGGUUGAUCUCGCCGGAAGUGAAAGAGUGGACAAAACCGAGGCUUCCGGAGAUAGAUUGAAGGAGGCUCAGCAUAUCAAUCGGUCUCUAUCUGCUCUAGGAGAUGUAAUAUCAUCUCUUGCUCGAAAGAGCCCACAUGUUCCCUACAGAAACAGUAAGCUUACACAGUUGCUUCAAGAUUCGCUCGGAGGUCAAGCAAAGACUCUGAUGUUUGUGCACAUCAGCCCAGAACCUGAUGCCGUUAGCGAAACAAUUAGUACUCUCAAAUUCGCCGAACGUGUUUCCACAAUUGAGCUUGGAGCAGCUCGAGUUAACAAAGAGAGUACUGAUGUCAAAGAACUAAAAGACGAGAUUGCUGCCCUUAAAGCAGCCUUAUCACAGAAGGACAGAGGAGAGUCGGAUUUUCAUCAAUGUCGAGUUAUGAGCCCCGAUAAAUCGAUGACUAGCCCUCUGGGAACCUCUCCUUCAGAUUCCUUUCGGAGUAAUGGUGAUGACACAAAGACAGAGGUUAUCAGCCAAGUUUCUUCGAUUCCAACAACUCAAUCCUUCGAUGCUGAGAUUCUCGAUUCUCCCUCUUGGCCAAGUCCCAAAUCGACAGAAGAAGGGAAAGAUGAAUGGGCUGUUGAUAAGGUUGUGAUGAAGAAACCAGGUGGUUUGAGUGGAGGCUAUAAUCACUUGGAAAAAUGGGAGGAUGGAGGAGAGUCGCCCAAGGCACUCUAUCAAAAGUCCAGUCACGAAACGUCGAAGGUAUACCCAGAACAAUCUUUGAAGAAAUAUCAUCGGCAGCACAGCCUCGACAAUGGGUUGGGUAGGAUUCAAAGCGAUGAUCACUCAGACGAGCAGGAGCUCGAAACUAGCGAUUCUUCAGAGCUAGAUUACCAAUUGCAGAUCAAUGUUCCUAGAACUAUACGCACGCCUAAUGGAGCAGGAUCGAAAGUGAAGCGAUCUCCGUUGCAAGCUAAGACCCCCGAGAAAAGAAGCCCAAUUUCUCAACAGCCAGCAAGGAAGGUCUCCAACAAAGGAAAUCAGUCCCCGUUGCGGAAGCAUGCAAAGCAACCGGCUCUCGUUGACGUUAAACGAAAGUCAGCUGCUGCUGGGAAGUGAGAGCUAAGGUAUGACAAAAAAACACAACUUGAGUAAAUAGUUGCCAUGCAUGGAUAAUAUUGUGAAUGCUUCAACUUUUGGUGUUUCAUUUUAUUUCAAUUUUUUGUUUUCAAGAUUUCGAUUCUGGUGAUUUAUCCCUUUUUUGUUCGGUGUCUGUCAUGUUAAUGAGUGUUGUUUGAGUGUGUUCAAUACCACUGGUUUUGUAAUUCUUUCCGCUGUACAAAAACUGAACCAAAAAAAAAAGGAAGAAAAGCAUGGAUGAUAUGAAAAAUGUAUAGAGCCCUCUCGAGGGCCUUUUUGAAUCCUAUAUGCAUAAUUGAACUACAUUGUGACUUCAAAUUUCUUAUAUCUGCUGUGCUUUUA